AUGGGCAAUGUUUCUUCAGAAAAGACAGCCGAUGGGACAGCCCCGGUAUCAGAACAGGAUGCUUCUCCUGCUUCAGCGCGACCCUCCAAUGCCAGACCCUAUUCCAGCUUCGCAGAAGCUCGAUAUGGAACCGCCCCUUCUCCCUUAAAUAUGGGCAACAUGGGAUACUCCUUUCCAGCCCGUCAUUCACAAGGUUCGCCAUAUGAUCAGUACUCGGCUCAUGGGCAAGGUAUGAUGUAUCCCAUGCCAAUGGCCCCGUAUGGACACAACUCCGGCAUGGCGUACGGUAUGCCUUACCCAGCUUAUCCGCCGUAUGCGAUCCCUCAACACCCAGGCCCUCAAUCUGGAACUCAUUAUCCACAUGGAACCCAAAUGCAAAAUCUCAGUCCCGGGCAAGUAUCUCCCUAUGGUUCGGGCUAUUACCCCCAUUUAGCAUACGGUCCCCCUUAUGGACAUGGAGUGUCUCCCGGCCAAAUGCCCCAGGCUGCAUCUCCAGUCCGUGCUAACCCAAGUUCGCCAUCGAAACCGGGCUCUUUGCGCAAAGAAGCCGAUAAACGCAUGGCGGAAUUGGAAUAUGACGUCUCAAAGACCAUCGUGGAUGGAUCGAAUCCCAUGAAAUUAGUGCCCCAGCCGCUCCUCUCCGACAAUAGUUCCCCUUCGCAACCAGCCCCGACCGCGCCGAGUACCCCACGAGGACCACCCCGAAAACCAAAGCAAUCUGGCCACGCGCUCUGGGUUGGAAAUCUCCCCCCAGGAGCCAAUGUCAUGGAUCUCAAGGACCAUUUCUCGCAAGAUGCAACGAACGACAUCGAGAGUGUGUUCCUGAUCUCCAAGAGUAAUUGUGCAUUCGUGAACUACAAGUCAGCUGCCGCCUGUGUCGCGGCAUUGGCGAGAUUCCACGACUCCCGAUUCCAAGGCGUACGCGUUGUCUGCCGAUUACGAAAGGGUUUUACUGCUCCAGGGUCUGGCUCAGCGGGGGUGACAGGUCCCGUGAAUCAUGGUCUCCGGCCACGAUUAGAGGAUAUUGCUACAGCUACAGACCCAGGCGAGGACCAUUCAAUCGCCCCGGAGCUCAGCUCAGCCUCGCCUGCUACGGGGAACUAUCCACCACCAGCCCGGCUGAUAGAUCGGUACUUUAUUGUUAAAAGCUUGACGGUGGAGGAUCUCGAGCUGAGCAAGCAAAGUGGCAUUUGGGCUACGCAGUCGCACAACGAGGCGGCGAUGAAUCAGGCUUUCGAGAAUACCGAUUAUGUCUAUUUAAUCUUCUCUGCCAACAAAUCUGGCGAGUAUUUUGGAUACGCACGUAUGAUGUCGCCAAUCAGCGAUGACGAAGAGCUUGCCCUAGAGAUGCCAUCUCGGCCCGAUCCCCCGCUGGGCGGGUCCGACGAUCUCGACGUGACCCUAACAGCAGCCACCUCGACAGCGCCCCAAGGCCGAAUCAUCGAUGAUUCCGUGCGGGGUACUAUCUUCUGGGAAGUUGAGUCGUCGGAAGAUGAAAAUGACAACUCCAGCGAGAAGAGCAUCGAUCCUGAGGAUCCGGAAGAGGGCCAAACCUUUGGUAAACCGUUCCGCAUUCAAUGGAUUUCGACGGAGCGAGUGCCCUUUCAGCGCACUCGUGGCCUUCGUAACCCUUGGAAUGCGAAUCGGGAAAUCAAAAUCGCUCGUGAUGGCACUGAAAUCGAGCCAACGAUUGGCCGUAGGCUGAUUCAGUUGUUUCAUUUGCCUUGA
This is a messenger RNA of Penicillium vulpinum, 1728 nucleotides long. Its product is annotated as putative YT521-B-like splicing factor. Gene Ontology annotation, cellular component: nucleoplasm. The transcript has 4 exons. Gene Ontology annotation, biological process: mRNA splicing, via spliceosome; regulation of alternative mRNA splicing, via spliceosome. Gene Ontology annotation, molecular function: mRNA binding; N6-methyladenosine-containing RNA reader activity. The record is from RefSeq and is a predicted model, not a curated record. Lineage: Eukaryota; Fungi; Ascomycota; Eurotiomycetes; Eurotiales; Aspergillaceae. Bases 1 to 1728 code for a protein of 575 amino acids.